GGCUAUAAAUCCACCACCCCUCUCUCUUUCUUCCGUUCAGAAGACUCCCCCUUCCUAUCUUCUCUUUCUCCUCUCCACUUCGACUAUACUCCAUUAUUUCUCUGUUCUCGCCGUCCUCUGGCUCAGCUACGUACGAAAAGCAAAGCAAGCAGCAUGUACCCAGCCGAGGUUGCCGGUGUUCUUCUCCCCGCGGCGUACUUGCCGCCACCUGCAAACGCAGCGUCUUUGGGACCCCAUUAUCCCUACCAGAUAGCGGAAGACGAUCAUCUCCUGUUCCAGUGCAGCAGUAGCAGUCUAAUGCAAUUGCCCUACGCCGACGAGCUGUUUCUCAACCACCCUCCGGCGGUGCCGCUGCGCAACGGGUCGAGCUCCGACGAGCCAGCGGCCCACGCCGUGGACAGGCAGCGCGCGGAGGAGAGGAGGAGGAGGCGGAUGGUGUCCAACAGGGAGUCGGCGCGGCGAUCGCGCGUGCGGAAGCAGAAGCAGCUGGGCCAGCUGUGGGCGCAGGUCGUCCACCUCCGGGACGCCAACCGCGACCUGCUCGACCAGCUCAACCGCGCCAUCGUGGACUACGACCGCGUCGUGCGCGACAACUCCCGGAUGAGGGACGAGCGGGCGGAGCUGCAGAGGAGGCUCCGGGAGCUCCCCGUGGUCGAUGCCGGCGACGCGGAGGGCGUCGCCGUUGGUGAAGAUGACGAGUCUACAGUCUAGGAUGGUUGUAGUUGCAACCAGCUAGAGGAAAAAUAACAUUUCUUUCUCUGAGACCGAGGAUGUCUAGCAAAUGGCUUCCUUCGUAGUUUUUUUUUUUUACUUAAUAAUUUCUUUCUGUUCGCCGAAUCUUUGUUCCAUGUACCGACUAAUAUUUUUAAUAUUCUUCUAGUAUA
Triticum dicoccoides is the source of this 884-nucleotide messenger RNA. RefSeq names its product basic leucine zipper 8-like. The coding region runs from base 154 to 711 and encodes 185 amino acids. Lineage: Eukaryota; Viridiplantae; Streptophyta; Magnoliopsida; Poales; Poaceae. Gene Ontology annotation, biological process: regulation of DNA-templated transcription. The record is from RefSeq and is a predicted model, not a curated record. Gene Ontology annotation, molecular function: DNA-binding transcription factor activity. The transcript has a single exon.